Messenger RNA from Penicillium egyptiacum, 228 nucleotides. The record is from the annotation of a GenBank genome assembly. NCBI's taxonomy places the organism in Eukaryota, Fungi, Ascomycota, Eurotiomycetes, Eurotiales, Aspergillaceae.
AUGUCUCGCGCUCAGGUCCAGAAGCGAUCCCCCGGCGGUGGCUGCGUCGUCAUGAAGUCCCCCGGUGGUGGCUGUGUCGUCAUGAAGUCUCCCGUCCCCAACGGCUGCGUGGUCACCAGAACCCCCGGAGCUGAGUGCAACAUUAUGAAGCGGUCUCCCGGCGGUGGCUGCGUCGUCAUGAAGUCUCCCGGUGGCGGCUGUGUCGUCAUGAACCCCGCUGACUUCUAA